CUAAAGUAAAGAAGCUAAAAUGAAUAUAGCAAUAGCUAUAAUAGUGGCAAUGGUGGCACGAGUUUCAACAGGUUCAGGUUUCACUCCAGUUCCUAAUCAUGGGUACCAGAUCAAGAUGCUGGAUGGGCCUGCCUCUGGUUACUCCCUGACUGCAAAUGAUAAAAGAAAUGUUCACUCCCGCUGGGUACAUACCGAUCUCAAUGAUCAGAGUGCUCGUUGGGGGAUCAUUCUUAAACAACACAACGGUCAAGACUGCUACAACAUCAAGUCUAAAUCUGGUCCUGGUAGUGGCAAGAUGCUGGUUGUGCACAGCGACAAACAAUCUAAUGGAGACGCAAGAGCUAUGGUCCACAGAGCCGCCCCCAACGUUGAUCUUUCAUUCUUAUCUUCUUAUCUUGUGAGGAAAGACGAAUGUUGGAGUAUAGAGACUGUGAGUGUGGUAGGAGGGGUCGGGUACAGGUUUAAGAAGUCUCAGGGUCGCUCGAGAGACACGUACUUGGUCUCCCGAAUUCAGAGGCAAAAUGGGUCCUACUGGGUGGACGUGACGUCAGAUAUGUCUGCUCCGAUCUUGUGGCAGAUUGAUGGUUCGGCUUCUAGUUCUACUUCCAGUGUUGAUGGAGGGUGGAGUGAUUACAGCGACUGGGGUGCUUGCUCAGCAGGUUGUGGAAAAGGGACACAGACCCGGUCCAAAACCUGCAAUAACCCACCUCCAGCCAGCGGUGGAAAAGAUUGUGGUGGUGAAGCAGUUGAAUCGAAGGAUUGCAUGAUUGCUGAAUGCCCUGUUGAUGGAGGGUGGAGUGAUUACAGCGACUGGGGUGCUUGCUCAGCAGGUUGUGGAAAAGGGACACAGACCCGGUCCAAAACCUGCAAUAACCCACCUCCAGCCAGCGGUGGAAAAGAUUGUGGUGGUGAAGCAGUUGAAUCGAAGGAUUGCAUGAUUGCUGAAAGCCCUGUUGAUGGAGGGUGGAGUGAUUACAGCAAAUGGGGUGCUUGCUCAGCAGGUUGUGGAAAAGGGACACAGACCCGGUCCAAAACCUGCAAUAACCCACCUCCAGCCAGAGGUGGAAAAGAUUGUGGUGGUGAAGCAGUUGAAUCGAAGGAAUGCAUGAUUGCUGAAUGCCCUGGUGUCGAGUUACCAGUCGAACGUGACGUGGUAAUAGAGUGGGAUCUUGAGUCGACACCUUUAGAAAUUAAAUCUAAUAGUGAGCUGGGGAGUAACGAUAACGUACUGUAUGUGACCUUCUACUCUGCUUGGGGAAUGUUUGCAGGAGGACUCUGGCUCGACUUAGCCUCUCCACUAUACUCGCUCCAAUUCUGCACAUCCUUCAAAAAGUUCGCUGUUAAUCCCCCCUCUACUGCUGACAAGGUAUGGCGUAUCACUCUAACCAGAACUGCAGGUGUUAGAGUAGUGGUACACUGUAACGAGGUGGAGGUUCUCAACAUACUGCUCUCUGAUCAAUCGUGUACUGAAACUAAGUGGAGCAAGUACUGGAACAGGCUCGUAACAAAGAUAAAGUUCAGGAAGGCCGACUCAGCAUCUGAUUACUACAGAGCACAACCAGUGAAACGACCGUGGAGGUCGAAACGUGAUAGUGAUACAAAGCAAUCUGUGGGUGGGGUGGAGGUUACCAGUGCGACAAGAAAACUGCCUGUUCAUGGUCUUGUAGCGGUGGAAAAUGCUGGAGAGGAUGCAACGGAGCCUCGUGUCCUCACCCGGACGCAGGAUUCUGCUCAGACUGCAUGACGUGGUGUUGGAUCAGUGCCAGUGGUUCUGUUGCCGAUACCGCCACAUGCAGCACUGAUGA
This is a messenger RNA of Bolinopsis microptera, 1805 nucleotides long. RefSeq lists its product as uncharacterized. Bases 20 to 1744 code for a protein of 574 amino acids. The record is from RefSeq and is a predicted model, not a curated record. The transcript has 8 exons. NCBI's taxonomy places the organism in Eukaryota, Metazoa, Ctenophora, Tentaculata, Lobata, Bolinopsidae.